CUCAGACCGGGAGAGUUGUUUUUGUUGUCAGGAAGCCUCUUAUUUCAGCAAGAUAAAGGGAGUUUUGUACCUUUAAGGACAACAAUCCCUAUUCGUUCCGAAAACAAUUGUCACUCUACUAACCGGCUUUACUACCCAAACAAGGAUUUGGACUGGAAAAAAAUACACUCCGUGACACAACCAGACAACAACCCAUAAUUCACCAACCCAUCAUUCACCACCCCAGACACACCUUUUUGUGACGGGUUGUAUGAUUGAUCCAACCUCUUGCCGUCAUGGCGAUGGACGAAGGCGCGCGGAGCUGUCUGCUACGUUCACGCUACACCCUGGAGCAGGACAUCAAGGCCACGUACUUGAUGGAUCACAUGAUCAGUGAUGGCGUGUUGACUGGAGAUGAGGAGGAUAUCAUCAGAAGCAAGCCCACCAGAAAGGAGCAGGCUGUAUAUUUGUUGGAGCUGCUCUUGAGGAAGGACAACCGGACCUACAUCUCUUUCUACAAUGCCCUGGUCAGGGAGAGCUAUGGAGAUCUGGCCGGCCUGCUACACAACAGUCUACCCCUCAUCUCCCCUGAGGCCGAAAAGAGCUUCUCUGAUGGGGGGACACCUCAUGUCCAGGCAGUUCUGAGCGAGGGCGGGGUGCCCCAGAGGCCUGUGGUGUUUGUAGUCCGGCAGGAGCUGGUGAACCAGGUGAAGGAGAAGCUCUGGCACCUCAACAAAGAGUCUGGAUGGGUCACAGUCUAUGGCAUGGCCGGAUCUGGCAAGUCUGUCCUGGCUGCUGAGGCCGUCCGUGACCACACUCUCAUCACCGAGUGUUUUCCCGGAGGGGUCCACUGGUUGUCCAUCGGCCAGCUGGACCGAGCUGACCUCCUGGUGCGCAUGCAAUCUCUGUGUUUCCGUUUGGAGCAGGACCUCCAAUCUGUUUCGCGUGCCCCCAGCUCUCUGGACGAGGCCAAAGAGCGCCUUCGCUUCCUCAUGCUCCGCCGGUACCCUCGGACUCUGCUGAUACUUGAUGACAUCUGGGACCCUUUGGUCCUCAAGGCUUUUGACAUACAAUGUCGGGUGCUUCUGACAACUCGAGACAGAAGCCUAGCCGACUCCGUCAGUGGUGCCAGGCAUGAGGUGCAAGUAGAGAGUGGUCUUGAUGAAGACAAAGCCUUGGAGAUCCUGUCCCUCUAUGUCAACAACAAAGUCCAGCGACUGCCAGAACAGUCCCGCAGCAUCGUCCGAGAGUGCAAAGGUUCUCCCCUGGUGGUGUCCCUGAUCGGCGCACUGCUGAGGGAGUUCCCCGACCGCUGGGGCUACUACCUGCAGCAGCUGCAGCAGAAGCAGUUCAAGCGUAUCAGGAAGUCAUCCUCCUACGACUAUGACGCCCUGGAUCAGGCCAUGGCCGCCAGCAUUCAGGUGCUGCCAGACGAACACAGCACGCUCUACAAGGACCUCACCGUCCUUGAGAAGGACGUCAAAGUGUCUGCCAAGGUUUUGUCGAUUAUGUGGGGCCUGGAAACAGAGGAGGCAGAGGAUGUGCUCCAGGAGUUUGUGAACAAAUCCCUCCUGUUCCGAGAUUGUCACCACCGGCCCUACCGCUACUACCUCCAUGACCUCCAGCUGGACUUCCUGGCUGAACAAAACCGUUCUCAGAUAGAAAGCCUUCACUCCAAGGUGGUGCGUCAGUACCAGCAGUUUUACAAGCAGUCUCCUCCCACCUCAGAAGAUGAGUGUUCCUAUUGGUUCCGAUUCCUCCCGUACCACAUGGCCAAAGCUAACCUCACGCAGGAGCUGUACUCUCUCAUGUUCUCCUUGGACUGGGUCAGAACUAAGGCUUGCAUCAUGGGCCCUGCCCACCUCAUCAAUGACUAUGUGGAGUACGGAGACAUACUGGACAAGGAGAACAGCGAGGUGCGCAGCCAGUUCCAGGAGUUCCUGUCCCUGAACGGGCACCAGCUAGAACAACGACCAUUCCCUGACGUGGUGCAGCUGGCGCUGUCCCAGCCGGACUCCUCUGAGGUGUUCAGGCAGGCCCUGCUGCAGGCACAAGAGGGGGCCAACAGGGGGAGACUGUACCUCGACUGGCAGAACAAGAGCAGCCUGGAGAGUCUGUCUCGUCUCAUAGUCCAGCCUCACCAGGGCUCCAUCUACCAUGCCUGCUUCUCUCACGAUGGUGCCAAGAUUGCCUCCUGUGGUGCUAGCCCCAAACUGCGGGUGUUCAAGAGCAACACCGGGGAGAAGCUACUGGAGUUCCAGGCCCAUGACGACGACGUAAUCUGCUGUGCCUUCUCCCCUGAUGACCGCCUUCUAGCAACCUGCUCCAGUGACAGGAAAGUCAAGGUGUGGAACGUGGAGCGUGGGACUCUGAUGAGGGUGUUCGAGGACGAGCACGAGGAGCAGGUCAACCACUGUCAGUUCACCAACACACAACGCCGCCUCCUGCUGGCCACCUGCUCCAAUGACAAGUUCAUGAACACCAAGUUGUGGAACCUCAAUAAGCCCUCCUCCCAGAACACCAUGUUCGGUCACCUGGAGCCUGUCAAUCACUGCUGCUUCUCCCCCAACGACACCUACCUGUCCACCUCGUCCAGGGAUGGCACGCUCAAGCUGUGGGAGGUGUCCUCAGCCAACGAGUGGAAAAGCAUCGACGUCCAGGGUUUGUUCCCCGAGCAGAGCGAUGGAGAGCAGGCUGAGGUCAUCGUCAAGUGCAGCUCCUGGUCGGCCAACGGCGAACGCAUCAUAUGCGCUGCCAAGAACACAGUCUUUGUGUUUGAGGUGCAGACAGCUGCCAUGUUGUUGGAGAUCCGGGCCAGUCGCCUGAGCACGGUCCAGUACUGCCACGCCUGUCCCAGCAGCAAUCUGGUGGCCAUAGCGCUGUCACACUACGCCGUGGAGCUGUGGGACAUUGAAAGUAACAGGAAGAUGGCUGACUGUAGUGGUCAUCUGAGUUGGGUCCACUGUGUCCAGUUCUCUCCUGAAGGAUCUCGACUACUCUCCUGUUCGGAUGACCAAACAUUCAGGCUCUGGGAGACCGCCAAGGUGCACACCACCUCGGCCGUGCGCCUGAAGAGGGACUCGGACGUCCUGUUCAGCGACGGUGACAUCACCGUAGCAGCCGCCGACAACCUCAACAGACUACAGGUGCGGAAUGGCCAAACAGGAGUGGUGCUGUUUCAGUCGGAGGAGCAGGAGUCUCGUAUUCGCUGUACCUGCUUAUGCUUUCAGUCCUCUGCUGUGGCACUGGGGCGAGAGGACGGCAAUGUCCAGGCAGGGAUGACGGCUAGGCAGGUACUGAGGACCAUUGGCUGGAGAGCUCUACAGCUGUUGACCCCUCACACAGGACUGGUGCUAGCGCUAGGGUUAGAGACAGGCAGGAUUCAGGUGUUGGAGCUUCCAUCGGGCACCCUCUUGGCCAGUCUGCCGGGCCACACCAAGACCGUGCUGCACUGCCAGUUCUCCCAGGACGGAAAAACGCUCAUCUCCUCCUCCGAGGACGGCACCAUACGGGUGUGGCUAUGGAAGACAGGCGAGUAUAAGGUACUGCAGGGCCACAAGGAGCAGGUGAGGCACUUUGCCCUCCUCCCCACACCACUCUCGGCAACACAAGUCCUGUCCUGGUCCUACGACGGCACUGUGAAGGUGUGGGACAUUGAAACAGGUGAGAAGCUGCGUGACAUUGUGUGCCACGGGGGCGCCGUCCUAGCCUGCGACGUGUCCCAAGACGGACGCCUUUUUGUCACUACCUCCGCCGACAAGACCGCCAAGGUGUGGAGCUGUGCAUCGUGGGAUUGCAUGCACCUGCUGACUGGCCACCAGGACUGCGUCCGCAGCUGCCGGUUCUCCUGGGACUGCCGGCGCCUCGCCACGGGAGACGAUGACGGAGAGAUACGGCUAUGGAACUUGAUGAACGGCUCCUUGCUGAAGAUCUGUUCCGCCGUCAACAAGGACGCCAUGGACUCUCUCCACGGAGGCUGGGUGACUGACCUGCACUUCUCCCCUGACAACGCUGUGUUGGUGUCCACAGGGGGGUACAUUAAGUGGUGGGAUGUGGAGAAGGGGGAGGCCCUACAGACCUUCUACCCCACAGGAGCCAAUCUGAAGAGGAUCCAUGUGUCACCUGACUUCUCUACCUUUGUAACCAUCGACAACAUCGGAAUCCUCUACAUUCUGAAGAAGGUGGAGUGAGGAGGCAAAAUGGCUUCCUUUGAACUUUCCUCUUUCUGUAGCAAUAUAAAUCAUUUUAAUCAACAGUGUGGCCACAACCACCAUUUUGCCUUUACGUGGCCUGUAUUGGUUGAAUGAAAAGGGGAGGAGACAAGGGCUGGUGGUGUUGUCUUCAUUAGAACUUGCUAUUUAAAAUCCUGGAUUUUUCAAUAUGGAGGGAAACAGCUUUAGUUAGCAUAAAUCCAGACAAUAACAAUCCAGCACAGAUAAGUAACUGUAUUUCCCAGUAAAUGUCCGGUCUGUUUUGCAUGGCUGAAUUGAACAGAUAAGAAGGGGUGUGUCCUAAAUCAGAAGCACUUCCUGUGAAAAAGCCCUUAAUCCAAAUGCUACACACCUUACAAAGAGUUACAAUUGUCCCAUACUGGCAUGUUAUUAGGAUUCUAAUGAGACAUUGCUCAUAGUAUAUAUGCUGGCACUACUGAUUGAAAAUGCAUUUGAUUUUUACUGCACUGGGGUUAAUGUUAUUGCAUGUCAUUUUCAACAAUAUUUCAAUCAAAACUAUUGUCUGUUAUUUUGUCAGUGAGCUCCUAAGGAUGCCUUAUGUUAUCAUUUAUUGUGAGGAAAUGUGAAUUUGAAUCAUUUCUGUACUUCUAAGUACCCAAUGCUUCACUUUGCGGUGUAAAUCGAGUCUUGAUUCUGAUAUUGUGGAUUUUGUACAAUUUUUCUGUCAUUUUUUUAAUCUUAAAGAGAACAAUCUUUAUCCUGUGGUGGUCUGUGCAUAACAUUUAGACUUUGGUGGCCUUAAUGUGAAUGUGGCAGGGAAAUUAGGUGCAUAUCUACAAACCUCAGAAAGGGUGCAAAUAUUUAGACCAGUUGGUACAAUGUACUUCUGACUCACAUCAGGGAACCCUCCAAUAUUUAAUUAAUAUGGUGGCAGUAACUCAUAAAAAUAUAAAAAUGACACUAUAUUAGUUUGUGCAAUAUUUAACAAAACCUUUGAGUAAGGCCUAUUUUGAGAUCAUUAGUGACACAAUACAUAUAGUCUGUCAUUUCUGAGGGCCAAAAUAGUUUCAUAUACCAAUCCUGACAAUUGAGCCAACUACUUUUUGGGGGCUUAAAAAAAAAAAGUUUUACUGUAUACCACUCUUUAAUAUAUGUUUACAUGUUUUUUGGGGAAAGUAACACCUGCUGAACUAGCACUUUUUCUAAUUACAAUACAUUGAAAACACACACAUCCUCUCAUCUGUCAUCUGCCCUCCUUCAGGUAAUGACUAAUUGUACUCAUUAAGAAUGAGUGAAAGUUUUUUGUUCCGUUACAUAUAGCUUCAUCACCUGCUAUUUCUGGAAGGAAGCAAGGUAAUGCAACGUCCUUUUGGGAUAAAUCUGUGAUGUCAGAAGGAGUUCUUUCCUAGUAAUGCUUUUCGUUCAUGUCAAUCUAGAGUAUCGAACCAUCAACCAAAUAAGGUUGAUGAGUUCUCUGUCAAUCAAAAUGUUAAAAUGCAGGAGUUUGUCCAGGGUGUGAAUAUUGUGUAAUGGUUUGGUGCUUUGUGCAUGGUGCGUGUAAUUUCUAAGAAUUGAAGAAUAAAAUAAUUUAAUUAUG
Osmerus eperlanus (European smelt) is the source of this 5748-nucleotide messenger RNA. It is a transcript of the gene apaf1, whose product is annotated as apoptotic peptidase activating factor 1. Gene Ontology annotation, biological process: regulation of apoptotic process; apoptotic signaling pathway. Gene Ontology annotation, cellular component: apoptosome. Lineage: Eukaryota; Metazoa; Chordata; Actinopteri; Osmeriformes; Osmeridae. The transcript is spliced from 28 exons. Bases 276 to 4169 code for a protein of 1297 amino acids. The record is from RefSeq and is a predicted model, not a curated record. Gene Ontology annotation, molecular function: ADP binding; protein binding.